Molecule: messenger RNA, 1420 nt
Organism: Lucilia cuprina (Australian sheep blowfly)
Lineage: Eukaryota; Metazoa; Arthropoda; Insecta; Diptera; Calliphoridae
Product: carboxypeptidase B
Exons: 3
Coding region: 54-1331 (425 amino acids)
Biological process (GO): proteolysis
Molecular function (GO): metallocarboxypeptidase activity; zinc ion binding
Source: RefSeq, a predicted model, not a curated record
UAAUAAUUCAGUUUAAAUGCAGCAGUGUCAAAGUAAAGUGGACAAGUUUUAAAAUGCUGAAUUUUCGAUUAAUGAUGGUUGGCCUUUUAUGGGCGAAUUUAUAUUUUGUGUGCAUAAAUGCUAAUAGUUAUGACGGUUACAAAUUAUAUGAACUGCUACCGAAAGAAGAAAAGGAUUUAAACCUUUUGAAUAAUUUAAAACAACAAGAGGAGCGCUAUUAUUUUUUAAACCCCCAAACCGUUAUAGUGGAACCCAACAGCUUUAGAGAAUUUGAAAAUACUUUAAACAAGUAUAAUUUAAAAUAUAAAAUAGUAGACGAAGAUGUGGGCAAAACGUUAAAACGCAAUUUUGAAGUAAAUCGUUUGUUAAAAACUCUAAAGCCUUACAAGGGACAAGGCCGUUUAAGCACCGAACGUUAUUACAGUCAUGGCGAAAUAAAUGCUUAUUUAGAAUACUUAGCCCAAUCAUAUCCCCAACGUGUUGUACUUAAAACAGUGGGCUAUUCCUUUGAAGGACGUCCCAUGAAGGCUCUCACAAUUACUAAUGGUCAGGGUAGUUAUGAUAAAAAUGUAAUUUUAGUUGAUGGUGGAUUUCAUGCUCGUGAAUGGAUUUCACCAGCCUCGGCAAUUUAUGCCAUUGAACAGUUAGUGGAGAACUACGAGGAAAAUAAAGAACUAUUAGAGAGUUACAAUUGGGUCGUUUUGCCGGUAGUGAACCCAGAUGGUUAUGAAUAUACACAGGUGUCUGCUGAUACUCGCAUGUGGCGUAAAACUCGUAAGCCGUUAUUCCAUGAAGGUGCUAUUUGUUAUGGUACUGAUCCUAAUCGUAAUUUUGAUUUUCAUUGGAAUGAGGAGGGUGCAUCCUCGGAUCCCUGUUCGAAUACUUUUGCUGGACCAAAAGCAUUUUCUGAACCUGAAGCUAUGGUAGUAAGGGAUUUAAUACAUACAUUUAGUGUUAAAGGUCAAAUGUAUUUGACCCUACAUUCGCAAGGAAAAUUGUUGCUGUAUCCUUGGGGUUGGAGUGCCGAUUUACCCGAUACCUGGGAAGAUUUACACGAAGUCGCCACUGCCGGAGCAGAAGCCAUAUACCAAGCAACUGGUACCAAUUACACAGUGGGUUCAUCGACAACCGUUCUCUAUGUGGCUGCUGGUGCUAGUGAUGAUUAUGCUUUCAAUGCUGGUUUUCCCAUAUCAUUUACCAUGGAAUUGCCAGGAGCUGGUUCUACAGGUUUUGAUCCCCCCGUUGAAAUGAUUGAUGAAUUGGUUAAGGAAACCUGGGUGGGCAUUAAAGCCAUGGGUCUUAAAGUUAUUGAAAAAUACCCAGUGGUAUAAUUAUUACUUACCAAGUUACGAUAAUUAGGUUUAAAAAUGAAUAUAAUUAUAAUGUUAUUAAAAGGUUUUUCUUUUAAUUAAUAACAAUA